Sebastes umbrosus (honeycomb rockfish) is the source of this 1445-nucleotide messenger RNA. Its product is annotated as transcription factor 23-like. The transcript has 4 exons. Bases 670 to 1278 code for a protein of 202 amino acids. Gene Ontology annotation, biological process: developmental process; regulation of transcription by RNA polymerase II. Gene Ontology annotation, molecular function: DNA-binding transcription factor activity, RNA polymerase II-specific; RNA polymerase II transcription regulatory region sequence-specific DNA binding; protein dimerization activity. The record is from RefSeq and is a predicted model, not a curated record. NCBI's taxonomy places the organism in Eukaryota, Metazoa, Chordata, Actinopteri, Perciformes, Sebastidae.
AACCAGUUGUUAGCAGAGCGCUGAGUUUCCCAAGCCCCCCCAGUGCCCUGGCUCGGGACACCCUCCCAGUGCUGCACUCCCCCAGGCCUGACUGCCUGCCUGCCUGCUCUUCUUGGCAGCCGAACAGCCAGGGGAGGAUCAGGACGACCGGGCGGCUGAGAUAAGGACCACAUGAAGUUCCCCACAUUACCUCACCCGAUAAGGAAACAAGCAGAGACAGACGGAGAGGCAGAGAGAGAGAGAGGGUCAGACUGGGAGGAAUUGUCUGGAUGGACGGUGAUGCGCAGAGAGUCGGCCGGUGAUUGUGAGUUCUUUUAGGGGUCUGGCUGGAACUGGGAACCCGUGGAGGCCUGGUGAACUCUGGAAAAGAGCUUGAAGAUGCUCGAACAGAACGGUCCUCAGUAGCUACAGAAAAAACAUGAGCACAGAGUAGAAUGUUUAUGAGAUCAGAUGAGUGAUUUCAGCUGUUCUUGAGCCAGUGUUUGACUUUUAAAAUGCUAAGAUGACCUGCGUGUUCUGCAGCGUGUUUACCAAAGCACUCGGUGGAUGAUACUUUCACUACAACCUCCAACAACGGGAAAGCAAACUUCCAUCCAGCCAAUGAAGAUAGACUGAGCCAAAUUGAAUUAAGUCUUCGGGACAGUCUGCUACAGCGCUUCGGCAGCACCCAUGGCGGUGAAUCCUCUGGAAGGUCUCAUGUCGGUUGCAGCGAAGCACCAGCUGGUCUCCAGCUCCACGGCCGAGCCGCCGAGGCAGCAGCCCCGAGCGGCCGGCAGCCCGGCAUCCCUGCACGGACACGGGCAGGGCACACGCAGGAAGUGGGUGCAGUCUGUGUGUGGGUCCAGGUCUAACUCUGGUUCUGGUUGUGAGUCUGCGGAGCCGUGCAGGACGCUGAGGGGUCAGCACUCCCCAGAAAACGCAGCGCGAGAGAGGAGCCGCGUACGCAACCUACGACAGGCCUUCCACAGCCUGCAGGCUGCUCUGCCCUCAGUCCCACCAGACACCAAGCUGUCCAAGCUGGAUGUCCUGGUUCUGGCUACUAACUACAUAGCUUACCUGACAGAGACGCUGGACCAGGGAGGGACGCUGGCUGAGCACACGCUGCCCCCCAGGCCGGGUGGAUACCUGCAUCCUGUUAAGAAGUGGCCCAUGCGUUCUCUGCUCUACUGUGGCGGUGUGGAAGGGCUGCUGUCAGGAGUCCCAGCCAAUCAGAUGCCUCCACCUGGACGGGACGGGACACACCCACUGACCUCCACCUUAGAAGCAGACAAAGAGUGACAGCAGAGCAGAACUUUACCCCUGCUUUUUUUUUUUUUUUUUUUUUAUAUCUCCAAUGUUAACCAGCCAUGUAGCUCCUAUUGACAGCAGAGGAAGAAGAUUAAAGGUGGAGUCUAAUGCAAACACACUUUUUGUCAAAUUCAGUGAAUAUCUCCUCGCGGUCUGCU